Messenger RNA from Jatropha curcas, 2481 nucleotides. The record is from RefSeq and is a predicted model, not a curated record. NCBI's taxonomy places the organism in Eukaryota, Viridiplantae, Streptophyta, Magnoliopsida, Malpighiales, Euphorbiaceae.
AUGAAAUGUACAGUUUUGCCAAUAUUCUACAAUGUGGAUCCAUCUGAUGUGCGCAAGCAGACUGGUGAGUUUGGAAAAAAAUUUGCCAAGUCAAAAUCUAAAUAUGCUGAGAAGGUGGAGGGUUGGAAAUUAGCUCUUAUAAAAGCAGGCAACAAAUCUGGAUGGGAUGCGAGAGAUAGGGAUAUUCCUACUCUUAUUGAUGAAAUUGCAAUCUAUAUCUUGAAAAAACUGAGUCGUACGUUCCCCAAAAGAGCUAAAGGCCUAGUUGGAAUGGAUUCCAGAAUAGAGGAAAUGAAAUCAAAAUUACAUCUGGGGUUGGAUGAUGUUCGCAUAGUUGGAAUAUGGGGAAUGGGAGGAAUUGAAACAUUCGGUCUUCAACAUUUACAGGAACAGCUUCUUUCCAAACUGUUAAAGGAAGAUAUCCAGACAAUAAGAAACCUGGGUGGAAAUUUUGAUGCAAUAAGGGAAAGGUUACAGUAUAUGCGUGUCCUUAUUGUUCUUGAUGGUGUGGAUAAUGGCGAAGAGAUGGAAGCCUUAGCAGCGGACCAUGACUGGUUUGGUCCUGGUAGUAGGAUUAUUAUAACAACUACAGAUCGCAACUUACUACUUGCACAUGGAGUGGAUGAAAUUUAUGAGCCUAAAGGUCUAAACCAUAAUGAAUCACAUUCUUUGUUCACUCAAUAUGCCGUCAAGAAUAGCUAUCCUGUAGAUAAAUUCAUUAAAUUCAUGGAGCUCUCACGCCUUAUGGUGAAGUAUGCUGAAGGUGUUCCUUUAGCUCUGAAGGUUCUUGGUUCCUUUUUAGCUCCCAAGAAUGAAACUGAAUGGCAAAGUGAAUUGCUUAAACUUGAAAAAUAUCCGAAUAUAAAGAUCCAACAAGUGCUGAAGAUCAGUUAUGAUGGGCUUGAUGAUCCGCAAAAAUAUACAUUUCUUGAUAUUGCAUGUUUUUUUAACGGGGAGGAUAAAUCUUAUGUGGUGAAAGUAUUAGAAGGCUGUGGAUUCCAUGCAGAUGGUAGUCUGAAGGCUCUCGUUGAUAAAUGUCUGAUUACCAUUUUAGAUAAUAAGAUAUGGAUGAAUGGUUUACUGCAAAAAAUGGCUCUCGUUGAUAAAUGUCUGAUUACCAUUUUAGAUAAUAAGAUAUGGAUGAAUGGUUUACUGCAAAAAAUGGGGCGGGAUAUUGUUCGUCAAGAGUCUCCAACAAAGCCCGGUGAACGCAGCAGAUUGUGGGAUCACGGAGAUGUGUACCGAGUGUUGGAAGAAAAUGCGGCGACAGACAAUAUUGAGGGUAUGAUCCUGGAUUUGUCUAAAGUAGACAAUUUAGUUAUUGAUACCGAAGUCUUCUGGAGGAUGAAGCGCGUUGACCAUUCUGGGGGUUUUGAAUACCUAACCCAAAAUUCAAGAACAUAUGCUAUAAGGCCACCCAAAAAGUCUCGUGCAAUUCUUUAUGGAGAUUUUUCAAAAUUGUCUAAUGACUUGCGGUGCUUGUACUGGCAUGGAUGCCCCCAAAAUUUGCCAUCAAAAUUUUAUCCAGUGAACCUUGUUGAACUCAAUAUGUCAUACAGCAGCAUAACAAAGCUUCCAACAGAAAGGAAGGUAUUGUUGUCAGGUAUUUUCAUUUUGGUCUAUAUGAUGUGUUUCGACAAUUUGAGGUUCAUCAAACUCAGUCAUUUGAGGUUCAUCAAACUCAGUCACUGUCAGAAACUCACUAUGACACCAGAUUUUUAUGGGGUCCAAAAGCUUGAGAUACUUAUUCUCGAAGGGUGCAAAAGUUUAAUACAGGUUCAUCCGUCUCUGGGUUCUCUCAAAAGCCUCAGAUUAUUAAAUCUGAAAGACUGCUCACUUCUUCAGUCCUUUCCAAGUGAACUUCGCACAAUAUCUCUGGAGAUUCUCAUACUCUCUGGAUGCUCACUGCUUAAUAAAUUUCCUGAGAUUAAGGAUAAUAUGGAAAUCUUGUCAGAGCUUUUUCUAGAUGACACUGCUAUACAAGCACUACCUUCAUCUAUUGAAAAGCUUACGGGUCUUGUUCUUCUGAGUGCCAAGAAUUGUAAAUAUCUUUGGGAUCUUCCAACAAGCAUUGGACAUUUAAAGCAUCUGAAGAGUACUUAUUUUUCAGGAUGCCCCAAUCAUUACACAUUGCUAAAGGAGCUACAAUGCCUGGAGAACUUGGAAGAACUUUAUCUAGAUAAAGUGACAAUAAAAAAUCCACCACUCCCUAUCUGCUCUUUUACGAAGCUUAAAGUACUUUCAUUUCGUGAAUGUGAGAAUUUUCCAUUUGUAAACACAGAACAGAGUCUGCCAGAAGAAAAUAGAGAGAAUUUGUCACCAUAUUUUUAUGGCAGUUUAUCCUGUUUAACAAGUCUUGAUCUCAGCUACUGCAAUUUGACAGAAGUAUCAAUCCCUAAAGAAUUUGGCCUGUUAGAGUCUUUGAAGGAAUUAAAUCUGAGUGGAAACUACUUUUACACAUUACCCAACCUGAGUGGAUAA